Messenger RNA from Zeugodacus cucurbitae (melon fly), 1341 nucleotides. NCBI's taxonomy places the organism in Eukaryota, Metazoa, Arthropoda, Insecta, Diptera, Tephritidae. The record is from the annotation of a RefSeq genome assembly.
AUGUUAAAAUUAAUUUUUAUAAUACUUUUUAUUAGUCCUAUUUGUUUUAUUAAUGGGUUGUUUUGAAUGGUACAAAAUUUAUUAUUUGUUGUUACUUUUAUUUUCAUUAUAUUAAAUUAUUGUACUAAUUAUUUUGUGAAUAUUUCUUAUUUUUUAGGAUUUGAUGUAAUUUCUUAUGGAUUAAUUUUAUUAAGUUUUUGAAUUUGUACAUUAAUGUUGACAGCUAGUGAGUCUGUUAAUAAAUAUAAUAAUUAUAAAAGAUUAUUUUUGUUUAAUGUAUUAAUUUUAUUGAUUUUUUUAGUUUUGACUUUUAGAAGUAUAAAUUUAUUUAUAUUUUAUUUAUUUUUUGAAAGUAGUUUAAUUCCUACUUUAUUUUUAAUUUUAGGAUGAGGAUAUCAACCAGAACGUUUACAGGCUGGUGUUUAUUUAUUAUUUUACACUUUAUUAGUUUCUUUACCUAUAUUGGUUGGGAUUUUUUAUUUAUAUAAUACUUUAAAUACUAUAAACUUUUAUUUAUUGGGUAAUUAUAUAUUUAAUUAUGAUUUGUUGUAUUUAAGUUUAAUUUUAGCCUUUUUAGUUAAGAUACCAAUAUUUUUGGUUCAUUUAUGGCUACCUAAAGCUCAUGUAGAGGCUCCAGUUUCAGGAUCAAUAAUUUUAGCUGGCAUUAUAUUGAAGUUAGGAGGAUAUGGGCUAUUACGGGUGUUUUCUUUUAUACAAAUGAGAGGCAUUAAAUAUAAUUAUAUUUGAGUUAGUAUUAGAUUAGUAGGGGGGGUAUUGAUUAGUUUGGUUUGUUUACGUCAAACUGAUUUAAAGGCCCUUAUUGCUUAUUCUUCUGUAGCUCAUAUAGGUAUUGUAUUAGGGGGUCUUAUAACUUUAACUUAUUGAGGUCUUUGCGGGUCUUAUACUUUGAUAAUUGCUCAUGGAUUAUGUUCUUCGGGGUCGUUUUGUUUAGCCAAUAUUACAUAUGAACGGUUAGGGAGUCGAAGUUUAUUAUUUAAUAAGGGGUUAGUAAAUUUUAUACCUUCUAUAACAUUAUGGUGAUUUUUACUAAGAGCUUGUAACAUAGCGGCCCCUCCUUCCCUGAAUUUAUUAGUGAAAAUUAAUUUAUUUAAUAGAAUUGAUAGAAGAUCUAGAGUUACUAUAAUUUCAAUAUCUUUAUUAUCUUCUUUUAGAGCAGCAUCUACAUCAUAUUUUUAUGCUGAUAGUCAACACGGUAAGGUUUUUUCUGGCGCAUAUUCAUUUAGAGGGGGUAAGAUUCGUGAAGAUUUGUUAUUAUUUCUUCAUCGGUGUCCUUCUAAAUAUAUUAUUUUAAAGAGAGAGAUUUGUUUAUUUUGACUCUAA